CAGUGCCAGGCCAAGUGUUUGAUUGUGAGCUAUGGGUUAUUAUGGGGAAAUAGGAUGGGUUGCAUUUUAUUCUUUUAAUCAGAUUCGUGUUUUUUAUAAGUGGCGUCGCAAAAACAUGACAAAAACAUUCGCUUUUUCAUUGAUGUGAGCUGUAUCGAUGAUGUUCAAGCCCAGCAGUGAUCAAUGUAAUGUGCUGUUGUGCACUGAAAUAGCCCACCAUUAGGAACAGAUAGCCAGCCCCGGUGAUCACGUGGUGCAGGGUGCUGCAACGUCACUACUAGGGCAUAGAUUGGGAAGAAGAAGCAGACAGAGGCGAAGAGACCCGGAGCUGCAGCACUUUCUCGGCGUUGGCAUCCAUCCUUCCUCUUGUUUUCCUGUUUUUGUUUUUCUUUUCCUGGCCAGACAGAGAACAGAAUAUCUGUUCAACAUUUUGCAAACCCAAAUGCCCGGUCCCACCCAAGCCCUUUCCCCAAAUGGAGAGAAUAACAACGACAUCGUCCCGGACAACGGAACCAACAUCAUUCCUUACAGGAAAAAUACAGUGCGAGGGGAGCGCGCCUACAGUUGGGGGAUGGCGGUCAACGUAUAUUCUACCUCAAUUACCCAGGAGACUAUGAGCAGGCAUGACAUCACUGCCUGGGUGAACGAUAUCCUCUGCCUAAAUUAUACGAAAGUGGAGCAACUCUCCUCAGGAGCUGCGUAUUGCCAGUUCAUGGAUCUUCUCUUUCCCGGCUGUAUCAGUCUUAAGAAGGUGAAGUUUCAAGCUAAACUGGAGCAUGAGUACAUUCACAAUUUCAAGCUGUUACAAGCAUCGUUCAAAAGGAUGAAUGUGGACAAGAUCAUUCCUGUGGAGAAACUGGUCAAAGGCAGAUUUCAGGACAAUCUUGAUUUCAUCCAGUGGUUUAAGAAGUUCUUUGACGCCAACUAUGAUGGUAAAGAAUAUGACCCAGUUGAGGCAAGACAGGGUCAGGAUGCCAUCCCACCACCUGAUCCUGGUGAGCAGAUCUUCAACCUUCCGAAGAAGUCGCACCAUGCAGCCAGUUCCCCUACCGCAGGAGCAUCAAAAUCAACCUCUACAACCCCUAAGUCAGCAACACCAACAUCCCGACCUUCAUCAGCCAAAAAGAUCCCUGCACCACAAACUCCGAGCAAAGGAGAGAAAGAACUGGAAGCACAGGUCACACAGCUAACCGAUCAGGUGAAUGAAUUAACGUCAGCACUGGAGGGCGUGCAGGGCGAGAGGGACUUCUACUUCAGUAAGCUGCGAGAUGUGGAGAUGCUUUGCCAUGAUCACAAUGAAGAAAAUGCUUCACUUGUGCAGCAGAUACUGGAGGUCCUUUAUGCUUCAGACGAGAAGGACAAGGCAGAGGGGGCCGAAGGUGAUGGGCAGGAAGAAGAAGAGCAAGCAAAUGUGGACACGGUAAACGAUCAGGAGGAACAGGAUGAAUACUGACUUCCACCCUCUGUCUCCACAGUUACAUCCGUCUUUUUAAUAUGUGAGAACUGUUGAAUGGAUUUUUUUGUCUCAUGGUUUAUGUUUUUGUUCUCCAAGACUGAGCACACAAAGCAACCCCCCGAAUAGAAGCACCAUCAGGUUUUUUCUUAUUUUUUUUGUAUCCCUCUGCUCACUGCUCGAUGUUUUCUGUGACUUUUGGUGAACUGCUGUGGCAGGCUUUCAGUGAUGUCCUCCACCAGCAGACAAGCUCCGACCAUCACACAAGUUUCCAAGGACUUUAUGUGUACAGGAAACAAAAAAAGUCAAUUCAAAUCAUGUUGUAGAUGUGACGUAAUGCUAAUGUUUAGACAGGUAACGGUUACCUGCCAGUGCAAGUGUUAACUUCCCAGCUUUUAUCCUAUUUUAAUUGUUUUUGUUUUAAUUUAGCAUAUCAACAAUAUUAUCCACCUGAAUGCAAUAAGCAAAGCCCUGAAAGGGCUCAUAGUAGCUCUUAUUUAACCUCCCUCCAUACAUUGCACUGAUAUUUGACUCUGUAUUGGACAAUCUGUCCAUAGACCUUCACCAUAUUUAUUAUUGUAAAGCCUUAGAAAUUGUGUAAGAUUCUGAAUUGCAACUUCAUGAAGGAGGACGAUACAUUAUUGUGAAUAAAAAUGUAGUGUAUGAUGCCAACGUAUGACUCUUUGACACCUGUUCUUUGCAAAUUACACAACAUGUCCGAUAAUCUGUACGCUCCACAGUGUGUGUCACAGAAACAGUCAUGUGGACUAGUCUUACUAUAAUGCAGCUUUUAAGUUCAAAUCUCGUCCGGAGCCUUGGGUGUGUCAAGAUUCCAGCUGUUUGGUUUAUCGAGGGGUUUAUUAUUUUUUAAUCAUAGGUCUUAGUGAUAUGGCUCAGUUCAUUGAGUAAUUCUGUCAUACUGUAUUCCAGUAAGUACAUUUAUAUCCUUUCUUAAUAGUGCAUUUACUAAUAUUGAACUGGGCAGCGCACCAUGGCGCUUUGGUCAUAUAUUAUUGUGUAAAUGAAAAGGAAUGUAAACGUGUACUGUCAAUAAUUAAUGAAUGGUUAUUUCUUUUUCAUGUCCCACUCAUUAUGCAUUCCCCCCGAAAAUGUUGUUGCAUGUUUGCAUUUUAUUUGUGAAUAACUUGAUCGGCUUUUUACUUAUUUAAUAAAAAACAAAACACAAUGUGUAAAGUGAGCUUUUGUACGUUUGAAAUGCUGUUGGAACAGUGUUGCACUUGACCAUUUUGCUGAAAUAAAACUACAUUGAGAGUCUA
Messenger RNA from Cynoglossus semilaevis (tongue sole), 2730 nucleotides. It is a transcript of the gene mapre2, whose product is annotated as microtubule-associated protein, RP/EB family, member 2. Bases 443 to 1453 code for a protein of 336 amino acids. Gene Ontology annotation, molecular function: microtubule binding. Lineage: Eukaryota; Metazoa; Chordata; Actinopteri; Pleuronectiformes; Cynoglossidae. The record is from RefSeq and is a predicted model, not a curated record. The transcript has 7 exons.